Messenger RNA from Pleurotus ostreatus (oyster mushroom), 450 nucleotides. RefSeq lists its product as uncharacterized. Gene Ontology annotation, molecular function: structural constituent of ribosome. Gene Ontology annotation, cellular component: mitochondrial large ribosomal subunit. Bases 1 to 450 code for a protein of 149 amino acids. Gene Ontology annotation, biological process: mitochondrial translation. NCBI's taxonomy places the organism in Eukaryota, Fungi, Basidiomycota, Agaricomycetes, Agaricales, Pleurotaceae. The transcript is spliced from 2 exons. The record is from RefSeq and is a predicted model, not a curated record.
AUGGCUUCAGCAGCGAGGAAAGUCGCCCCAGCCGUACCCAUCUUCAGAGCCCAGUUGCGCUCUCGGCAGGCGAAUGGACACUCGAUAUUCAUCCCACAAGUCCGGAAGCUUGUCUUCGAGUUCUGUGACAAGUGGCCCUCCUCUGCCAACACCCGCACCUACCUCCUCAACCACCUCGAGGACCUUGCACGCGAAAAUCCGCACGUGGAAGUAGUGGUUAAGCAGCGAAAUCAAAAUGAACCUAUUGUCCGUGGAUUCUAUCUCAACGGUCGAGAUAAAGUCAUCCCCCUCAACGAGUUCGAGGUCACGGGCAUUCAAAAGAAGGUCCAGCUUCUACUCGACUCGUCUGGCGCGAAGAUAAAAUCACUGAAGCGUUCAACUGUGGAAAGUACAACGGAGGCAGCGAGGGGAAUAUGGAGCGGGCUUCACGCAGACAGACCGCAGUUGUAA